This is a messenger RNA of Rhizophagus irregularis DAOM 181602=DAOM 197198, 6633 nucleotides long. Lineage: Eukaryota; Fungi; Glomeromycota; Glomeromycetes; Glomerales; Glomeraceae. The record is from RefSeq and is a predicted model, not a curated record.
AUGCAAAUUCGUGAUUCUGGACAGAUUUUUAACGAUUCUUAUGAAUUAAUUCAAAAAAUAUUUGUUAUUCUUUCUUCAGAGGUUCAGGAGAGCAUGAGUGGCUCUUUCAUUCAUGUCAAUCCUUUGACGACGUCUUCACAGCAAGCUAAUUACAAUGAGAUUUCGAGCGACUUAGCUGAUUAUAUUAGUAAUUUGUAUCGAUUGUUGGACUUACGUAAUGAUGAAGGUUCAAACGGCAUUGUGGAUAAGAUAAUUAUUUCCAAGGAAUAUUUAAGGAAGCUAUGCAAUGAUAUGGUCCCAUCAAGUUUCGAGUCUAUUUCUGAAAUUGAUUAUACAGAAUUGAAUUCAAUCUCAUUUCGUCUUAUUGGAUGUUAUGGAAAUCGCAAUUUAAUCGCAAAAUUCUUGUUGAGUAGAAACAUAAUUGAUCAAAAAUUGUAUGAUUCACUUACAGCUUCGGUAUCAAUUGGUGAUACAAACCAACCUUCGUUACGUCCAGGAAUUUACUUAUCAAUAGUGAAUUCUAAUUUGGGUUUAAUUAUUCAUUGGCCCGAAAUUGGAUGCUAUGAAAAUGCUUCAAAUGAUUCUUCCCCGAUUAAGAGGAAUAUGGUUAAUUUACAUAGAUACCUAACAAAACUUACCGAUCAUCAGAUGUGUUUUAUGAGCGAUAAAGAUUUAGAAAAUUUUGAUCUAAAUUUAGAAAAUUCUUGUAAUAACUCAGAUGAUGAUGAUGAUAUACAUUAUAGAUUUGAAGUAAAGAAAAGCCAAGAAGAAAAAGAUGAUUUCAAAAUUGAUAAUGGAUUUAAGGUGAAUCUGUCUAACGAAAUCAAGAUCGAAAUUAAUAAUCAAAUGGAAGAUGAUGUCCCAUUAAAUCCAAUAGUUGUUGAAUCUACUACGAAUCAAUCAUUCGUCACUCGGCAACUGAUAAAGAAAACUUGGAAUUUAAAAAGGAAAACUUCAUAUAUUUCUGCAAAACAGUUUCCAGAUGAUCUUGAAACUAAAUUGCAAGAUCGUUAUUUACUUAUUGAUCGUAAUAGGAUGGAUAUGAAAGCAUUGGAAUUAUUUGUUAAACAUGGAUUAAAAAUGGAAGAACUUUUAAUUCCAUUGCACGAAAAAAUAUCUGCUGCUAAAAUGCGAAAUAAAUUGAAGAUGAUUCAAGAAAAAAGUGCUAUCGAUGAGGACUUCAAAAUCAUUCAACAAAUGGCAUCAAUAAAACUAUGUGUCUUUGAGAGUAAUUUUGACAAAUGUAUUAUACAGGAUAGUUCAUUAUCACAAACAAAUAUGAGCGAUACGGUUUUCGAAAGAAUUCGAACAAAAUAUCCCGAAAUAGAAAAUCAAAUUAAAAAAGAGAUUAAAAUUAACUCAAAAAAUUGGAAUAUAAUGAAAAAAAGGUAUAAUUUAACAUAUACCUUCAUUGAGGAUAUACUGGAAAAAGUCAACGAAGCAGGAGAAAAUGAUUAUGGAAUAACAGAAUCAUAUGUAGUAAAAACUUUUCGUAAUAUGUUCACAGAUGACGAAACUGACUUAAAAAAAUUGCUUGAAAAAUAUACACAACAAAUACAAUCAAAAUUCAAUUGGACACCUAGUGAUUCUAAAUUCGAUAAGGCAAUGCGAUGGGUACUUGGCGAUCCAAAUAUCAAUAAAGCAAAACAGAAGACCAAAGACAAAUCAGAUGAAGAAUUUAUUCAAGAACUCGUAAAAUUUGAAUUAUUUAAAGGAAAUGAUGAUAUUAAAGAAUUAAUUAUAAAUACUUUCUUUGAAGAAUAUAAUAAAUGGAAAAAAAAUGAUUUUCCCGAAAAUCUUCAAAAAAUUUUGAAUAAUACUCGAAAUAACAAACUAAUAGAAGAUAAAUUAAAGCGAGAAUACGAAGAAGAAGAAAAAAUAAUUGAGAAAAAUAUGUUUGAAAAAAUAUGUAAUGAAAUAGAAAUUAAAUAUAAAGAUGGCUCUAUGCGAUUAAUUGUAUUAAAUGUAAAAAAAUCAUUUGCAUACUUUGUGGUUGAAUAUGAUAUUGAAGAGCUUCAACCAAACCAACUGCAGAUAACUAUUUAUGAAACAUCAUUAAAAGAAGAAGAUAAGCUUCAGAUUCAAGAAAAUGAGUCUCAUAUUCCAUGUCCAAUUUUACUUUCUAACAUGAAUCAAUAUGGUAUAUCAUUUCGCAUUGAUCCUCAGUACUAUGAUUUUAAAAAAAUAUCUCAAUUCGAUAAGCGUAAAUUUCUUCUUGUGCUUUACAAUAAAAAAAUGCAAAGAAUCGAAAUAUUCUUUGAUACUGCACAACCAUUGGCACAAAAUUUUAAAUCACAUUCGACUAUUAAACCAUUUAAAAUAUUGAAUACAGAUGAAAAUUUUAUUACUGCAAUUAAUGAGCCAAAAGGGUUCCUCGCAAUAUAUAAUACGAAAGAAGUUAAGUUUGAUGUAUUUUCUUUUGAUGAUAAUCGAUCAAUAUUAUAUGGACGCAAUGCAAAUAUUCAAUUAUUGCAAUGGUAUAAUAAUAGUAUACCGAACAUUAAAUAUUUUCUAUUCAUCAAAGAUACUGAGGAACUAUGCUUUGUUGAGAAUAAUGGACGAGCACGUAUUUUUAAUGUCAUAACUCGACAAUUCCGACCAGCAGUUUGUAAUUUUCCAUUUAAUUUGGUUAAUGUUUUAAGUUCUCCAGACGGUUCUUGUAUCAUGGCAUUUGUGGAAGUUAGACCUGAAGAAGCUGAUUCAAUUAUUUUUACUGGUAAUAAAGAACACCAAGAUUAUAAUGAAAUUAAGAAAAUUAAUCGUGUUUACGUUUAUUUUUCCGAAAAUUUUGGAGGUUCUGUUAGUAAAGUUAUUGAUUUACCAUCAAAUUUUAAAUCCUUGGAGUCUCUUCAAAUUUCCUGUAUUAAUGACCGACAGACUCAUUUGAUCUCACUCGAUUUACAGAAUGGGUGUUUGAAUUCUUUAUUAGUCAAACUUACUCUUGAAAAAGCUCAAUUUCGUUUCCAAAAAUGCAUGCAAAAAAAGUCACCUACGCUUCAGAGAACAAACCUAAAUGAUCUUAUUAAUGCCUAUAAAUUAAUGUUUGAAAAAUAUCCAAUUGAUAACUGUAUCGAUCCUAAAAAAAGUCGCCCUCUUAGUUUGAAAAUAGUUCUCGAUAUUGAUGAUGAUGUUGAAGAUUACGACGAAAAAUUUGAAGAAUAUAUCACUAAAAUGUUUGAAAAUUUGAAGGAUUCUACAAAAAAACCCGCAUCAAUCCUAAAAAAGUUUUCUACAUCAGUGAUUACAUUUCAGGAACUUGAUGUUGAAGAUGCGAAUUUUCAGAAGAAAUUUUCAUCAGAAUAUCAAUUAGGAGAGUGGAUUAUUCAACUUUGUUGUCUAAUUCCCAUACAAAUAGCUGUAACAAGAAACAAUUUAUUUCAACCACUUAAAGAUGGAUUAUCUUCGAAUGAAAAUUAUCUAAUUGAACUUGAAGAUGGUCGUCAUGUAAACAUUAUAUCAAAAAAUAUAUCUUUUGGAUGGUAUGAAGGAAUCUUCAAGCAUUUUGGUAAUAAAAAAGUAAAAGUUAUUUCAAGCAUGGGCGAACAAUCGUGUGGGAAAUCAUUUAUGCUAAACCAUAUUGUUGGAACUACAUUUGAUGGAUCAGCAAUGCGUUGUACUGAAGGCGUAUGGAUGUCAUUAGUAAAUACACAAGAAUGUAUCUAUGUUGCGCUCGACUUUGAAGGAUUAAAAUCUCUUGAAAGAACUCCACAAGAAGCACUCUUUAAUACAGUUGUUUCAAAUCUUAUUCUUUUUAAAAAUCAAUUUACCAUAAAUAGAGAUAUAUCAAUGUUUCAAAAAUUUCAAGAUGGUGCAAAAUUAUUUGAGUCCGAUCCAAAGAUAUUUCAGGCAAGACUUUGUGUUAUCAUUAAAGACGUGCCUAAAGUAGAUAGAAAUGGUAUUACUAGAGAGUUUCAAUCGAAAUUUGAUCAAUUAGUUUCAAAGGAAGGUGAAGAUAAUUUUAUUACAAGAAUGUAUGGAAAUGGAUUGGAUAUUAUACCUUGGCCUGUUUUUGGUGAUACCGCAUGGUUUAAAAAGUUAUCAAUAUUUAAAACAACUCUGGAUAAACUGGAAACGAAAUAUGAAAAUGCAAGAGCUUUCUUGCAAAAUACAAAAGUAAUCAUGGCUAAAUUGAAGAUAUGUGAUUGGGGUUCAUUGGACGAAAACCUCAUACAAAUUCGCGUUGCAACAUUAAAAAGAUUAUUUCCAAUCGCUGUUUCUUAUGGUAUAGAACAAAAAGAUUCUAUCAUUGAACACCUUGUGAAUCACGAUUCUGGAGAACCAAUUGAUGACCCAAUAAUUAACUUAUGUGACGUUUUGAAUAACUUGGAAAAAUCAACUAAAUUAUUACCAGACUCUAAUAUCUGGUUAUAUGAUAAUAAAUAUGAAACUUGUAUUCAACUUUCUAAUAAAUUAAGAAACUAUUUUGAAGAAAUUGUUCAACCACGAAGAGAAUCAUCUGAUGACAAUGAAUGGUUUUCUAACCUUGAUAGAUUCUUUAAGUAUAUUAUUGGUCGUCGAACUUCACGUGUUCAAAAUUGGUAUAUGCAAAAUACUGCUAAAUUUCCACAAGAUAACAGUGAUGUUGUUAAUGGAAAGUAUGAAAUGGAGCAAGAAAUAAGCAAACUCUCACUCCUAUGGACCUUGUGUGGAUUAACAUGCCAUCAAUGUGGUUUGAAAUGUGUCAAAAAUCGGGAUCACAAAGAAAAUCAUGACUGUUUAACCGAUCAUAAGUGUCAUUUUUUUUGUCACUUUACUGAAGCCCAUAACGACAAUUUAAUUCCGAAGUGUAGUCACAAAGCUGGACAUGAAGGAAAACAUGCUUGUGACAAAAUAAGCCAUUUAUGUGGUAAACCAUGUAGUCUUGAUGAUAAGCGCAAUUGUCAAAAAGUUUGUUCAAAGGAAAUUGAACAUGAUGACGAUGAACAUUUAUGUCAAUCAAAACGUCACUAUUGUGGAAAAGAUUGUUCAUUAUCAGCAUCUACCCCAAAAGGAGUUUAUCAAUGUCCAAAUAAAUGUAUUAUAUCAUAUGAAGAAGAACACGAUUCGCAUCGUUGUGAGAAUACAAUUUGUCCAAUUCAGUGUCCAAUUCCGAAUUGCAAAGAAAGAUGUCAAAGUGAUGAUCAUUUUCAUGCUUUUUCCGAGGUUAAUCAUUUUUGUGGGAAUGAGCAUCAAUGUCGUGAAUUAUGUGAAGAUAAAGGUAUAUGUCAAGUGGUAACUGAACCUAAAGAGCAAGAAGAAACUUAUAAAGGUUUAGUCGAAGAAACUUCCAUUACAUUUACAAAGUAUAUUCAGUUAAGUGAAAGAUUAAAAUGUAAUAAAAAGAUUCCUCCAAAUGAAUUUAAACAUACUGGAAAACAUACGCAUAAGGAAAAUGGAUUUCAUUAUUGUGAUACAAAAUGCCAGUUUUGUGAAUAUUAUUGUACAUUACCCUAUGGACACACACAACAAACUCAUGACACGAGACAUGGAAAUAUGACACAAACUGAAUUUACAGGAGAAGAUAAUGAGUUUGAAUAUGCAGGAUAUAAAUUAAGAGUUGGUGAUCAAGGAACAUUUGUUCUUUGCAAUUUAUUUUGUAAAGAUUUAGGUAGACAUCGUCAUAUUGAUUACUGUCAAAAUGCCGAAAAUUGUAAAUUGGGGAAUCAAGGUCAAGAUAUACAACACAUAAAUGAGAACGUUUUGCCUAAUCCCAAUGAGCCGAAAGAUUUCAUUUCUCACAAGCUUUUCUGGAAGCGAACAGGCUUCAAAGAUCCUUAUUCCGUUCAAGAUCAACAAGAAUUUGAAAAAUGCGAUUAUGAAUGUCCCGACGAUAAGCAUCAUAAUUCUGAUACUAAAUUUUGUGAAUUACAACUUUUCCAUGCUCCACUCAAUCCAAGUUCAAGCCCUCCAAUCAAUUAUGGAUAUAUAUCUUUAGAUGGACAUCAUUUUAAUUGUGAAAAUCCAAAUGCUGCUUUUCACAUUAUUUUGGUCUUGGAUCGUUCAGCGUCUAUGAGUAUGCAAGGUAUUAAACCGAUUCCAGGUUUUCUAAUUUAUGACGACUUAAAAAAGAAACAUAAUAAUAGGAUUGGCGCAGUUUAUCAGGCGGUAUACUCAUUUAUGGACGCACGUAGAAAUUCUGCUCAAAUAACUAUUCCUGAUAGUAUUUCAUUAAUCUUGUUUAACAAUUGGUCUAGCGUUCCAUUUGAAUAUCAAGAUUUAACAGAUCCGAAAGUUUUGUUAAAUUCAAUGCUCCAAUACGAAGCUUGGUUAGGAACAAAUUAUGAUAGUGCAAUUACGAAAGCUGGAUCUUUGAUUGAAGCUCAUUUUGAUUCUAAAAAAACAAAUGUCAUUAUAUUUUUAUCUGAUGGAGAAUGCUAUAUUCCAACAAAUCAACUUCAUGCUAUUUGUAAACAAAAUAAAGAAAAAGGAUCUCCAUUAUAUCUUUAUACAGUAUUAUUUGGCAGCGAUUCGCAUAGUGGCACUUUAGAAGAAAUGGCAAAAAUUGCACAAUCUUAUCAUCCACAGAAUUCAUCAUCCGAUUCUCUACGAUGCCAAUUUACUCGUGUUAACGAUGCAAAUAAAUUAGUGAUUCAUUUUACUAACGUAGCAGAAAGCUUAAGAAAACACAAACCAUCUUUGCUAAAGAAAGUAUAA